Phasianus colchicus (ring-necked pheasant) is the source of this 3987-nucleotide messenger RNA. It is a transcript of the gene RLIM, whose product is annotated as ring finger protein, LIM domain interacting. Lineage: Eukaryota; Metazoa; Chordata; Aves; Galliformes; Phasianidae. The record is from RefSeq and is a predicted model, not a curated record. Gene Ontology annotation, cellular component: nucleus. Gene Ontology annotation, molecular function: ubiquitin protein ligase activity. Gene Ontology annotation, biological process: protein ubiquitination; random inactivation of X chromosome; ubiquitin-dependent protein catabolic process.
CCCGUUCCUUGGUAACAAUGGAGCAGAAAAUGGCCGCCUGAGAGGGAAGGCAGGGCGACGCUGCGGCUGCUUGGGGACGGACGGAGCGCGGCGAGCCGGCACCGAGCCCGCUGAAGACCGGAGAGAGCAGCGGAGCGAGAGCUGAGGAGACGGCGGCGGGCGACUAUUCCAUUUGUCAAGAUGGAAAGCUCAGAUUCUAGUGAUAAAGGAAAUAUUGAUCAAUCAGAAGCACAACGUCAGAGUCAGCUAGAUCGCUUAGAUCGGGAAGAAGCUUUCUAUCAGUUUGUAAACAACCUGAGUGAAGAGGACUACAGGCUUAUGAGAGACAACAAUUUGCUAGGAACACCAGGUGAAAUUACUGAAGAAGAGUUGCUGAGAAGGCUGCACCAAGUUAAAGAAGGUCCGCCACAGCAAAACAGUGAUGAGAAUAGAGGUGCAGAGUCCACAGAAGAUGUUUCAAAUGGAGAUUCUAUAAUAGACUGGCUUAAUUCAGUCCGACAGACUGGAAAUACAACACGAAGUGGGCAGCGAGGAAACCAAUCUUGGAGAGCCGUGAGCCGGACUAACCCAAAUAGUGGUGACUUCAGAUUCAGUUUGGAAAUAAAUGUCAACCGUAAUAAUGGGAACACAAAUCCUGAAACUGAGAAUGAGCCAUCUGUAGAGCCUUCCAGUGGGGAGGAUUUGGAAAACAGCCAAAGUGACUCUGAAAUUCCAAGGUCUGAAUCACCAUCUGUAAGGCAGCCUGGAUCAGAAAGGAGCACUUCAGAAGAGUUAACUGAAGAAGCUUCUCCUAGAGGGCAGAGGAGAGCAAGAAGUAGGAGCCCAGAACAGCGGAGAACACGGGCUAGGACUGAUAGAAGUAGGUCACCUAUUAAUCCAGUGAGUGAGGCUCCUCGCAGGUCUCAUCACAAUACAUCAUCUCAGACAUUUGACCAUUCAGCAGUGAAUGAAACUGAGGGAAGCUCUAGAACUAGGCAGCAUGUAACAUUAAGGCAGCAUGCAGUGGGGACUGAGAUUCCUAGUGAAAAUGCAGUUCUGUUUUCAGCCCCUGAAACAAGACCUGUUCCUCAAGCAGCAGGUUCUUCAGAAACUAAUGGUGCCAGUGAGUCUGCAGCUCCUGGACAGAGGCCUCCUACCAUAGUACUCGACCUCCAGGUGAGAAGAGUUCGUCCAGGAGAGUAUCGGCAAAGGGACAGCAUAGCCAACAGAACUCGGUCCCGGUCCCAGACUCCUAACAACACAGUCACUUAUGAAAGUGAACGGGGAGGGUUUAGGCGUACGUUUUCACGUUCAGAACGGGCUGGAGUGAGAACUUAUGUCAGCACCAUUAGGAUUCCUAUUCGUAGGAUCUUAAAUACAGGCUUAAGUGAGACUACGUCAGUUGCAAUUCAGACUAUGCUAAGGCAGAUAAUGACAGGCUUUGGAGAGCUGAGUUACUUUAUGUAUAGUGAUAGCGAUGCAGAUCCUAGUGGCCCAACUCCAAAUCAGAAUGUGGAUGCUUCUGAGCCACAGAAUGGAGGGGGUGGUAGUUCAAGCAAUGAAAGUACAGAUGUUAGCUCAGGGGAGGUGUUUGAAGGUAGUAAUGAAGGUGGUUCAACAUCUGGUGCCAGACGGGAAGGUCGGAAUACGAGAGGAUCAGUCACAUUUGAAGAAAGUGGUUCUCUACCAUUCCUUAGCCUAGCACAAUUUUUCCUACUAAAUGAAGAUGAUGAUGACCAACCAAGAGGACUCACCAAAGAACAAAUUGACAACCUAGCAAUGAGGAAUUUCGGUGAGAGUGAUGCUCUGAAAACAUGUAGCGUGUGUAUUACAGAGUACACAGAAGGAAACAAGCUUCGUAAAUUGCCUUGUUCUCACGAGUAUCACGUCCACUGCAUCGAUCGCUGGUUAUCAGAAAAUUCCACUUGUCCCAUUUGUCGCAGAGCAGUCUUAGCUUCUGGUAACAGAGAGAGUGUUGUCUAAAUGAGAUCUGAAUUUAUGGCUAAGCAGCUAGUGUAAUAGUGAUGGGCAAAGAAGUCACUUCCUUUAUGGCCACUUUUUGAGUGGUAACUCAAUGUAUAGUAAUUACUUGGAGUGAAUCUUCCCUCAUGAAAGAAUUUUCUCUGAAUUCAAGCUUUUAAAAUUGGAAAAAUUCGUUAGGGUUUUCAAGAUCUAGUCAGUUUGUGUGAUGAAUUUCAUUUGUCCAAAGACAUCUACUCACUUAAAAACACUUCUUUCUUUAUGAAGAGUGCUAAGUUCUAUCCCCUUACUCCUCCAGUCCAAUAAACAUUUUGUCCUCAACAUUGUGCUUAUGAGUAGUCUUUCUGGGGAGUCAUCCCAGCUAAAUUUGCAAGAGUCAUAGAGGAAUUUUUGCAAGAAAUCCAACUGACUGAAAAAAUAACCUGAAUUUAAUUGCAUAUUUGAAAAUACUUUUGAUUUUCAUACUGGGUUAAUAUUGGACAUGUCUGUGUAAAUAACACUAAUGUUAGCCCUUUCCCCAUCACUAUGGCACGCUGUAGGAUGAGCUGUUAGCUUAAUUGGGAUAUUUAUCUUGUUGUGGAAAUAUAAGAAUUGCCUAUGCUUGUUUAAAUAAAAAAAAAAAAUCUGUUUUAAAAUUGUAAAGCUUUUUUGUAGAAGCUCAGUACUUUUCCAAUGCACUGUUGUAUUAACGCAUUAAGAAUUAAAAUUGUACCACGCUUAGAAAUUGAGAAUGCUUUUCAUACAAAACCCACCACAGAGAGAGCAAACUAAAUACAAGAGAGCUGCUUUUGUGACUGUGUACCUGUCAAGAGCAGUGCAUAUCUGUACUAUUUAUGUGAACAACUACUGUAAUAUACAAGCAGUUGAAUUGGACACUUAAUUGCCUUUAAAAAAAUUGAAGCGAAAUGUUCAUAGCUGCAGUGUUUUGGCUCAGUAGUGCCACCUAAAAAGAUGAUAAAAAUUAGAAACUGUCCUAAUGGUUAGUUAUUCUUUCAUGUGGUUACUAAUAUGUAAUAACACAAACGAAUGUGCACCAGUUCAUUUGGUGACAUGUAUGCCCUAUUUUUGUAUUUUUACUUGAAAUUUUGAGGUAACCCUAUGUAGUUCUUCAGCAGACAAAUACUGACAGUUUGGGAUUUUUUUCCCCACACCAGCUUCAACAAUAUUAGUAAUUGCUGGAUCUGUUUAGUGAACAUGCUGAUGUGUAUCCACUGCUCAUAGCCUGUGACUCAGGUGCUGCGAAGAAAUAAGUAUUAACUGGAAAAGAGAUUCAUUAUUAGAGCGCUAGAUUAAAUAUGAAAGCUAUAACUGAUUGCUGGAGUAUAUUUAAUGUUAAUCUUAAGAUUGGCUACACAUUUUAAAAAAAAAAGCCUCUUCAUACUCCUAUUGAAAGUACUGAAAUCUUGGAUUUAAAAAUAUGUAUGUGGCAUAUAGAAAUAGGGUAUUGGAAAAUGUAUUGCCACCUGGAUGUGGUGGCCCUGCAAGAGCAGGGAUUGGACCAGCUGGACUCAAAGGUCCUACCAACCACACCCAGUCUGGGAUUCUGUACCUCAGCUAUCAUUGUGUCAGGGGGGAGUAUCACUCCUCUUCAAUGAGCCAUCUUUGUUUUCUUCUCUAGUGACUUUUUUUUCUGGCCUGUAUCUGCAACAAAGAAAGCAGUAUAUUUUUAAUCUUCAGAGUAGUAGUUCAAAAGGGAUAUGAACUGCUCUUGCUGGCUAUAUGGGAAAUAUUGCUUGCUCAUCAGAUGACGAAACCAAAGCUGGCCUACCUUUUUUUCCUAAUUAAAACACAUUUUUGGUGUGUUAUAGUGGUGGUUGCAUAAAAUAUAGUCUCUGCUCUAAGCCAUUUUAAUGUCUCAUCAGCUAGUUAAGGAUUUCACAGCAUCCCAGAAUUCCAAAUUUUUUUUGUGUGUGCAUUUCGUGGUGUUUGGCUUAGUGGGAAACCCUGACUGGCUAUUGAGCUUGCUUUCCUCCUGUUGGGACACCAUCUUGGCUGAGGGAAUACAUGUGGUGUCUUUUUUUUUUUUUA